This is a messenger RNA of Magallana angulata, 1031 nucleotides long. RefSeq lists its product as uncharacterized. The coding region runs from base 119 to 556 and encodes 145 amino acids. Lineage: Eukaryota; Metazoa; Mollusca; Bivalvia; Ostreida; Ostreidae. The transcript is spliced from 2 exons. The record is from RefSeq and is a predicted model, not a curated record.
GGAGGAGGUGGUGGAGGAGGAUUUGGAUUUGGAGAAGGAUUUGGCUUUGGAGGUAUUGGUGGAGCUGGUGGAAUUGGAGGUAAAUUUGGUGGUGAUUUAAGAUUUGGCGCUGGAAAAUAUGGUGGUCCUGAAGGAGUUUUUGGAACUUUUAAAUAUGGUGGUUCUGGUGGAUUCGGAGUUGGAGGUGGUUUCGGUGGUGCCGGUGGAGACGGGGGUGCCGGCGGAUUUGGAGGCACUGGAGGAUUUGGGGGUGCUGGGGGAUUCGGGGGUGGUGGUGGAUUUGGAGGGGCCGGCGGAGAUGGAGGUGCCGGUGGAUUCGGAGGUGCUGGAGGAUUUGGAGGUGAUGGAGGAUUUGGAGGGGCCGGCGGAUUCGGAGGGGCCGGCGGAGACGGAGUGGCCGGUGGAUUCGGAGGUGCUGGAGGAUUCGGGGGUGGUGGUGGAUUUGUUGGAUUCGGAGGUUCAAAAGGAUCCUAUGGAAAAGUAUAUGCUCCUACAUAUUAAAUCAACAGCUAACUUCCUCCCUGUGAAUGUUAUACCUUACCGAGGAGGAAUUUAAAAGAGUAAAAUGACUGUAACCAGCUAUGCGUUUUUUGAAAGUUUUUAAGACGAGACAGUUACGAGUGAAUGACUUGUGUAGUGUGGCGUUUGCCUAUCCAUACACGAUGAACGUUUUAACGUACCGCUGUGUACUGUACCGGGUGACUGUGGUUUGUGUGGACAUGACUGAGACUCACCUCCUGUCAAUUACACGAACCGUGCAUGACAAAUAAAGUUACAUUCGAAUAGAACUCUUCAUAUUUGAACCAUGUGAAUACGAUGUGAACAAGACAUUUUUUUUCUUAAAUUAUACAUAUCCAUUUCUGUUGUUCUUAAGAUGUAUAUUACAUAGCUAUUCAUGUGUAUGUUUUAUAAAUCAAAAAUCAAUUUUAGAUUUGUUUUAAUAGUAAUUUUGAGACUGCGGUUCAUUUGAAGCAGAAUAUCUCCCAUCAAAAGUUAUGAAAUUAAUUGCAAUAAAAUCUAUAAAAAAUGUA